CGAAACUGUAUAAUUUUGGUUGCAAGGGAAAUAACAUGUGAACAACUUGACGAAGACACCUGCACCUACCCGGUAUCAUCGGCCGGCAAACGCUGCGUGCUAGAGAAGCACGUCAAGAGGAGCGGCGAGGAUGAAUUCACAUGCCGGACAUCGGAGAUCGAAGACGAUAAGAUCAACAACUGGAUUGAGAUCGACAAGUGUGUCAAAGCAUGCAGGCUUGGCAGAAAAUCCUUCGGCAUCUUAUCCGAUUCCCUCCUUAAGUCUCGCUUCACCGAAAUGCUUUGCUCCCCUCAGUGCUACAAUAGCUGCCCCAACGUCGCCGACCUUUACUUCAACCUCGCCGCGGGAGAAAGUGUUUUCCUUCCGAAAUUGUGUGAGGCACAAGGAGCAAAUACACAAAGAGGACUGGCUGAGAUCCGAAGCUCUGGUAUUGUUGCACCAGGACCCGCCAGUGGUGUGAAGUUCUUGGGCGUUGCCCCAGCAAUGCCGCCACUCUAAAUUUUGGUUGACUGGUGAGUUUACAAUAAUAAAGAAAGUUCCAUUGGGUAGGGGCUAGGUUCUAGAAACCGGGCUCAAGUGCAUGAACCAUCUUAUUAAAAUUUUGGAAUGAGCCAUGACCCAUGAGCUUGGACCUCGGUUUUGGUGUGUGCAAUCUAUAUAUGAUAAACUGCAACUUUUGCUAGAGAUAUGUAUGGUAUGAAGAUGUGUGGUUUACCAUACCCCACUUAUUUAUAUGCUUAAUGGGUAUGAAAAAUGAAACAAUGUGAAAUACAAAUAUUGACAGUUUCAACU
Molecule: messenger RNA, 792 nt
Organism: Gossypium raimondii (Peruvian cotton)
Lineage: Eukaryota; Viridiplantae; Streptophyta; Magnoliopsida; Malvales; Malvaceae
Exons: 2
Source: RefSeq, a predicted model, not a curated record